Messenger RNA from Carassius gibelio (silver crucian carp), 3669 nucleotides. RefSeq names its product nuclear exosome regulator NRDE2. The transcript has 15 exons. The coding region runs from base 75 to 3551 and encodes 1158 amino acids. Lineage: Eukaryota; Metazoa; Chordata; Actinopteri; Cypriniformes; Cyprinidae. Gene Ontology annotation, cellular component: catalytic step 2 spliceosome. Gene Ontology annotation, molecular function: protein binding. The record is from RefSeq and is a predicted model, not a curated record. Gene Ontology annotation, biological process: RNA processing; negative regulation of RNA catabolic process; regulatory ncRNA-mediated post-transcriptional gene silencing.
AGUUUUAUAGAAAGCAAUGGUCGCAGGCGGAUGACGUAAGCGGCGCGCGUCUGUUUUGAGCUGUGGGAAGUAACAUGGCUCUUUUCCCGUCCUGCGCUGAACUGUCAAGCAAUAACAGCUCUACUGGGGAUAGAGCUCCAGCAGAUUUGGAAUGGCUGAGUAAUCAGAGCUUCAACAAAGAAGAUGCUUUGAAGACUCACCAGCGGGCCACAGAGAGAGCGCAAGCAGAGGCAGAAGAACCAGCAGGCAUAAGAGAGCAGAAGCAUAAAGAGAGAGAAGAUAGCCAUGGCAGAUCGAAGAAGAGAAAGAAAGAAAAGAAGAAAAAGCAGAAGAAGAAGAAGAGCAGAGAUAACUCGGAGAGCAGUGGAUCUGAAUCAGACACAGUUUACCCCAGCGACCUGCUGAAAAAGGAUGCUGACAGAGAGGAAGCUCAAGUUCGGGUGAGCGAGACCUUUAUGUGGCUGGAUGACCUCCAGACCCCCUCUGACUCCCCCUUCUGUAUUGACAGAAGAGCUGACCGUGCCAACUGGGAAUAUAAAUCCCUUUAUCGGGGAGACAUAGCAAGGUAUAAGAGGAAGGGAUGCUCAUGCCUGGGGCUUGACUUCAGGAUGCAAGCUGUGAACUGGAACGAUGGAGGCCCAGAGAAGAAGCGAGUGGACAAGAAACCCGAGCGCUAUUUCUGUCUUUCCACCCGUCAGCUGCUCCGUUCAGAUCCGUUGAGUCUGCCUGCUUUGCCUGUACUCUCUGAGGGCAGUGCUGUCAGCACUGAAUCCUACAUUAAGCUCUCAGCCUGCAGUGUAGAGCAGGGCUCUUCCACUCAGGCACCCGUAUCAUGGGUAAAUCCACUGGGCAUCUAUGACCGUGGAACCUCUCUAUGGCUGGAGGGCAAGGGUCAACCAGAGGUCAAGGGAGAUCAGCCGGAUGUUGAGGCUCAAGGGAGCAGCAGCAGCUCCCUUCUGAGUGCACGGGUGGAAGAGUUUAACAGGAAGCUACGGGAGAAUCCCACAGACACCCAGCUGUGGCUGGACUUUAUACACUUCCAGGAUGAACUGGCCUUUGGUUCGGGGUCAUUCUCUGCUGCCGGUGACACUGACAAUGAGGGUGACAUGAAGAAGAUGUCUCUUCGUGCCGUGCUGGAGAAGAAGCUGUCCAUUGUGGACAAGGCAGUGGAAAGUAACCCUGCCAGCGUGGAGCUGAAACUAAAGAAACUCCACCUUUGCAAGGAACUAUGGGAGCCUGCCACCCUGCAGAAAGAGUGGAAGAAACUAGUGUUCAUCCAUCCAAACAGCGCACCUUUAUGGAAGAAGUAUCUUCUCUUCACACAGAGUCUUUUCAGCACUUUCUCAGUGUCAAAGGUCAACAGCGUGUUCGGAAAGUGUUUAAGCACGCUCAGUCCAGUCCAAGAUGGCAGCAUGGUAUCUCACCCUCCACUUCCAGGCACCCAGGAAGACCUCUUAGAUAUCUUUCUACAACAGUGCCAUUUCCUGCGGCAGGCAGGUCAUACAGAGAAAGCUGUGUGUCUCUUCCAAGCCCUUCUGGACUUCACUUUCUUCAAGCCAGACAGUGUGAAGGACCUGCCCACUAGACAACAGGUGGAUUUUUUUGAGCCUUUUUGGGACAGUGGAGAGCCCAGGGUCGGGGAACGGGGGGCUCGGGGAUGGAAGGCUUGGAUGCUUCAGCAGGAGAGAGGAGGAUGGGUGAUUCCAUCUGAGCCAGAUGAUGAUGAUGAAGAAGAGCAGGACGACUCCGAGAUCAAAGACAAGACCUGGCCUAAGUGGAAGAUCUGGUUGGAUGUGGAGGCGUCCCGAGAGGCAAACCACUGGUUGCCAUGGAGACCAGAUAAAACCAAGGGCCAAUCAGAGGAGGACUGUGAGGACCCCGAUAGGCAGGUCUUGUUUGAUGAUAUUGGCCCAUCUCUGAUUCGUGUGGACAGACCAGAUCUUCAGCUACAGUUGAUCCUGUCAUUCCUGCAGUUCCUAGGUCUGCCUGGACCUUCAGGGAAGUUCUCUACAACAUCUUCCUCAAACAUUCUACUGGACGAUCUAACCUUCCUUGAGGAGGGCCCAGACCCGGAGCGACCGCUGACCUCUUAUGACCUCUCAAUGGCUGGGAUCUGUGCAGUGGGUCACAUGACAUUUCUGAGGGACUGCAGGAGGCAGGCAGGGCUGUGUAAGGCAGGGGAGGAGUUUCUCCAGAACGUUCUACAGCAAACUCUCCAACUCAUCUCCGCACAGGAUCAAGCUGCUGUUACGCUCUGCUGGCUGCAGUAUGAGAAACUAAAGGUGCUGAGAUGUUUACGAAGUGGAAAUAAAAGGCGACUGAAGUCUCAGGGGAAGCGUAGUAAACGGCUAGCGAAGCGACUGCUAAAAGAGCCAGAUAACAGAGGCAGUCUGGCACUUUGGAGAGAGUAUGCACAUCUGGAGUGGCUUCUGGGUAAUCUGGAAGAGGCACGCAAAGUAUUUGACACUGCCUUGGCCAUGGGCGUGACUAGAGGUCUUAAUGAUCCUGUUCUCUGUAAUCUCUGUUUUCUCUAUGCCCAGUUAGAGGUAGAGCAGGCCUUAAACAGUGGGACAGUCCCCACGUCCAAAGCUGUCUACAUUCUCACUAAAUUAGCUGAGGGUGCUGCCUAUACACCUUUCUCUGGCCAAAUCAACCCAGUGACUAUCCUGAAGGCCAGAAAGGCCUAUGAGCAGGCCCUAUUGAGCUUUUCACCUGAGCAGAGCACAGGCACCAAUGCUAGAGCUCCAAAGAAACUCCACAGAAUGUCCAGCCUAGUUGGAUGUUUUGGGCUUUUUCAGUACCUCACUGUUGGGAUAGAUGCAGCUGAUGCUGUGUACAAUCAGGCCACCCAAAACCUGAUUUCCUGGAACCUGAAUUCAGAAGUGACAGAUGGAUCUCUGAGGAGACCCAAGGUCUUUGCAGACUGGGAGUCUGUUGCUGUCCAGCAUGUAGCACUGCUGCGCCACCACGCCAACACCAAUGUGUUUCCUCUCUCCCGGCUUAGACUGGCCCUUACAGAUGCCCUCUCCUUACUGCCCUCCAGCGCCUCAUUAUGGCAACUCUACCUUCAAACAGAGAACCGCUAUCACAGCGCAGGCCGUGCCCGCAGGUUUUUCCACAGUGUGGCAAAGAAAACUGACAGUGUUGUGCCGUAUCUUUUUGCCAUUACUGCAGAGCAACGACUCAAACAGAUGCUGGACUCUGUUCAGAGGUCUCAUCUUCCUGGAGAAGCCCUGCCUGCCCUGCCAAAUAAUGGUCUUAGCAACCGUAUCCGUUGUCUGUUUGAAAAUGCUACGGCAACAGAACAUGGGGCCCAUUGUCCUCUGCUGUGGAGGAUGUAUCUGAUCUUCAUGGUAUGUGAUGGGAAUGCAGAGAGGGGCAGUGGAAUCUUCUACAAGGCCCUACAGGCAGUGCCCUGGGUAAAGGGCUUGUACAUGGACGCAGUGCAGCUGUUUCCUGAACGUGUGCAAGAGUUUUUAGACCUUAUGACUGAGAAGGAGUUGCGUCUGAGAGUGCCCAUGGAGGAGGUGGACAUCUUGCUGGAGGACUAGCCAUCAAAACCCUUCCUAUAACCGAUGCCCGACAACCGACAGAAACAAGCAAAAGAUUUAUUUUUAUGCAUCGUUUAAUGUAUUUUUCCAUGAUUUGGGGAAUAAAUGAUACAAUGAG